This is a messenger RNA of Abrus precatorius (Indian licorice), 684 nucleotides long. RefSeq lists its product as uncharacterized. The record is from RefSeq and is a predicted model, not a curated record. The coding region runs from base 1 to 684 and encodes 227 amino acids. Lineage: Eukaryota; Viridiplantae; Streptophyta; Magnoliopsida; Fabales; Fabaceae. The transcript has a single exon.
AUGGCUCAAUACCUUAAACAUGUCCUAUGCUUAGCACUAACUCUAGCAUCCGUUAAUGGCACUAGGGCAAUAGACAGCGUUGUGUCCAACAAUGCUGGCUCCAGCAUUGGUGCAGCCCGCUUUGACAAUGAAAUAGGAGCAGAAUAUGCCAUGCUAACAUUGAUCAAUACCUCGGAAUUCACACAGAUUCUCCUUCAACAGAACAACAAUGUUGACAUCAAAAGUGUCCCAAAGGUGAGCAUGGUUGUUGAAAACAUUGAUGGGGUGGCAUUUACUAGCAAUAACAUCAUCCAUGUUAGUGCAGCAUACAUUGAGGGGUGCCCAGAAGAUAUCAAGAAAGAGAUUACUGGGUUGCUAUAUCAUGAAAUGGCCCAUAUAUUGUUGUGGGAUGGAAAAGGCCAAGCCCCUUCAGGACUCAUUGAAGGCAUGGCUGAUUUUGUGAGGUUGAAGGCUGGAUAUGCACCAGAUUACUGGAAACCUCCAGGUGUAGGGUAUAGUUGGGACCAAGGAUAUGAAGUCACAGCUCAGUUUUUGAACUAUUGUGAUGGUAUCAAAAAUGGGUUUGUGGCCGACUUAAACAACAAGAUGAAGAGUAGUUUCAGUGAGAGUUUGUUUAGUGAGUUGCUAGGGAAGCCGGUUACCCAGCUGUGGAGUGACUACAAGACUAUGUACGGGACCAACUAA